Messenger RNA from Botrytis porri, 4059 nucleotides. RefSeq lists its product as uncharacterized. The transcript has 4 exons. Lineage: Eukaryota; Fungi; Ascomycota; Leotiomycetes; Helotiales; Sclerotiniaceae. Gene Ontology annotation, cellular component: nucleus. The record is from RefSeq and is a predicted model, not a curated record. Gene Ontology annotation, biological process: SCF complex assembly; protein ubiquitination. Bases 1 to 4059 code for a protein of 1352 amino acids.
AUGGCUUCCAGCUCAAUAACCGUCAAUCCGACUUCAUUGACAGUUGCAUCUUUGUUGCCAAAACUUCAUGAUGCGGAUCCAGAUUAUAGAUUCAUGUCAUUGAAUGAUCUUUUCCAGGUGUUGGAGAGUGGAAAACCGGACUUCCUCCACCAUGAUUACAAUACAGCGGCAAAGACUGUGGAUGGUAUUCUUAGAACGUUGGAUGAUCAAAAUGGAGAGGUACAAAAUUUGGCCAUUAAAUGCCUUGCUCCCCUUGUUGCCAAAUUACCCAGCAAUAUAAUUGCUCCGUUAAUUGAGAGACUGUCGACAUUAACAACUGAAAAUUCGGUUGACAACUCAAUACCUGCUAUGGCUCUGCGAACGGUUGUCAUCACUUUACCAAGACCGAUCAGUGGUGUCACCCCCUCGAAAGAUGUGCUCGAAGCAUAUUCUGCUAUUAGCAGAGUUUUGAUCCCAAGAUUAGUCGGACGUGUCGUUGCUCAAAAGCCAACUAAGGGCCAAAACCUUCCGAACCCCCCACCAGGGAUGCUUGAUCCUUCCACAAAUACCGAAAUCGACUCAGAUGCUGUUGAUGUUUUGAUAGAAGUUGCAAGAUGCUUUGGCCCUCUUUUGCAGCACGCAGAAGUCGAAGCGCUACAAAGUUUAGUUAUCGGCAUCUUAGAGAAUGAGAAGGCUAGUUCUGUCGUCAAGAAGCGGGCUGUUGUUGCAGUGUCUCUACUUGCUAUGUAUUUGACGGAUUCCGAUCUCAGUGGCUUUGUAUCUCAUAUCAUCGAGUGUCUUCGUAAUCCACACUUGACCCCUGUACAGAGACGUUUAUACAUUACUAUUCUCGGAUCGAUGGCUAGAUCCAUACCUUUGAGGUUCGGCCCUUACUUGAAAACUCUUGCGCCAUUUGUGCUUUCUGCGCUGAGCGAGCAAGAACUUCAAGAUCAGAUUGAAAACUCCGCGGAAGAUGGUGAAAGUAACCCUGAGAUGGACGAUGUGAGGGAAUCUGCACUUGUGGCACUGGACGGCUUUUUAGCUUCUUGUGGUGCGGAAAUGCGAAUUCAUACAGAAGAAACGAUCGCAGCAGCUCUCAGAUUUUUGAAGUAUGAUCCAAACUAUAAUGACGAUGAUGACGACGAGAUGGGAGGAACUCAAUCCGAUGAAGAUGAUAUGGCCGAUUUCGACGAUGACGAUGAUUUCGAGGCGGACGCUGGAUUUGACGACGACGACGACGACGCUAGUUGGAAAGUUCGAAGAUGUGCCGCGAAAACUCUCUAUACCUUGAUCUCAACUAGAGGUAGUGGUGAUCUACUCGACGAUGGAACUCUAUACGCCCAAGUGGCUCCAACUCUUAUCCAGAGAUUCAAUGAACGAGAGGAGAACGUUCGACUUGAAGUUAUUGCUACCAUGGCAUGUUUAAUUGGGAAAACUGGAGAGGGUGUCCUAGUCAACUUUUCGCCGGAUGAGUCUUUAAACCAUGCAAAUCAAGCGCCUCCAAGUCGAAAGCGCAGAAGAGAGAGUGCUGGGUCAGCCACUUUUGAUACUAAAUCUUUUAUCUCAAGAUCUGCUGGUCUGACAUCACCAACUAUCGAGCCACUCCCCGUUUCAGGCCCCCGAACAGACCUGGCAAGACUGACCCCUGUGAUUGUAAAGGCUGUUGUCAGAUUACUCAAGACAAGCCCCAUUCCAACGAAGCAAGCUCUCAUCAACCUUUUGGACGGAAUGGUUUCAGUUCAGGUUGGAGGGCUUUCAGAACACUUUGGUCAGCUUGUGGAUCCUAUCAUAGAUUCUAUCAAAACAUCGGGAGGCUCAUCCUCUACUGCAACUACUAGUGGCGGUGCUGCCUCAGCUACUGCAAAUACUCUGCGAAUUGCUGCUCUCAAGUUGUUGGGUGAUAUUGCUCAAACUCAUUCUUCGAGCGUGUUACAACCACACCUACCUAAAAUCAUUCCAUGUGUAGCGUCAGCUGUACAUGAUAGGUUUUACAAGAUUUCUGGUGAGGCUGUCGGUACAGCCGAACAACUCGUAAAGGCUUUGACACCUCCGAGAUCGAAACCAGCGAGAUCGACUCAACAAGAAGAUAUUUUGAAAUUAUACCAAGUGAUCGUCGAUCGGGUAUCCGCUACCGACGCAGAUGUUGAAGUUCGUCAACGUGCUAUACAUGCUCUAGGUAUCAUGCUUGCUCGCACAGCAAGUCCCGAAGGCUUAUCACUUCUUUCAGAAACUAACCGAAGUUCUGCUCUCACUCUGCUCAGUGAUAGACUAAAGAAUGAAACCACUCGCCUCGCUGCUGUAAGAGCUGUUGAUACUAUUGCAGUCGGAUCAAUUGAGGUUGGUCCAACCACCAAAGGCCAACUGCAGCCACCAUGGAUUCGAGAUGUCUCUCUAGAGCUUGCUGCGCAACUCCGAAAGGCCAACAGAUCGCUUCGCGGUGCAAGUCUUGGGGCCCUGAAGAAUCUCGUUGUUUCUCCGGCAGCUAGAAGCUCUCUCGACGCUCCGACAGUUCAAGGCCUUAUCGACGCGCUUCUUCCUCUCUUAACCACAGUUGAUCUUCAUCUUCUAGGUCCGGCACUACUGGUACUGGCUACUUUGGUAAUGGAUGAAGCAAAGCUUGUUGUUACUGACCAGCUAAAUCUUGCCCUUUGCGGAUUAUUAACCUCGUCAUUAAGUGGCGCUGUACUUGACGCCGUCCUUCUCUUGGUCGCCAAUAUCGGAAAACAAGGAGUUGGUCAACCUCUGAUGUCCGGUUUAUUGAGAGAUGUUAGUACUCGCGGAGACUCUACAGUCGUAGGAAAAGCUAUUGGCACGCUUUUGGUAUUUGGAGGGUCCUCAGUCGGAGUUACACUCGACAACUUCUUAAGCGAAUUACAGAAUCCCUCCUCGGAUGAAGCUAGACAAUGCUUAGCCUUGGCUGUUCUCGGAGAAGCUGGAUUACAGUUGGGUGCAAAAUCACCAUUGAAUCCAUCCACCUUCACAGCUCAUUUCAGAUCCUCUUAUGACAAAGUUCCUCUUGCUGCAGCAAUCGCGUUAGGACGCGCGGGAGCUGGAGACACAUCUUUGUAUCUCCCAGAGAUUUUGAAUAUGAUUAAAGGUGGAGAUGAAUUUUUACUUCUACAUUCUAUCAAGGAAAUACUUCAGCAAGCUGGCAACAACCCUACUGCCAUCACCCAGCACACUACUGUUCUUUGGGAAAGAUUACUUGCCGCUUCGCAAGCUGAGGACAAUAAGGCCGUUGGUGCAGAGUGCAUUGGUCGUUUGACAAUGAUUGAUCCUAAGGCAUUUAUGCCACAAUUAAAGGGCUAUCUGUCUGACUCAAAUGCCUCAAUUAGAGCUAUGGUUAUUCAAGCAAUCCGUUAUACCUUAUCUGAUAGUAACGACUCACUCGAUUCAGUGUUGAAGAUCAUGUUGAUUGAUAUGCUGAAGGUCAUGCUGACUGAUACCGAGUUGGAGAACCGUCGGUUGGCACUGACUACCUUGAACGCUGCUGCGCAUAACAAAGCAGAUCUCAUCAACCCCAAUCUCAAUCAGUUGCUUCCAUUUGUUAUGAGUGAAUCGGUAAUAAAGGAAGAGUUGAUUCAUGAGGUAAUGAUGGGACCUUUCAAACAUAAAGUUGAUGAUGGUCUAGAGGUCCGAAAGAGUGCAUAUGAAACGUUGUAUGCUCUUAUGGAGACCGCGUUCUCACGUAUGAACAUUCUUGAUUUUUACGAUCGUAUUAUCGCCGGUUUGAAAGAUGAGCACGAUAUCCGAUCUCUCUGCAAUCUAAUGUUGAACAAGUUGGUCAUCCUGGAUCCUGAUGAGACAGCUCGACGCCUCGACGCAAUUGCAGAUUGUUUCCGCGUUACUCUGUCGGUCAAAUUGAAGGAAUCAGCCGUCAAGCAAGAAAUAGAGAAGCAGGAUGAUGCAGUCAAGAGUACUCUCCGCUCAACGCUGAAUUUGCAUGCUCGAAUUCCAUCAGCUAGCACAGGAAUGGGUGCACAAAGCAGCCAACAUCAGACAUGGAGAACCUACUUUGAAUGGGUAGAGAAGGAUUUCGAAGCGCAGUUGAAAUCACUGAGGGAAGAGAAAAAAGAUUGA